This is a messenger RNA of Meriones unguiculatus (Mongolian gerbil), 1091 nucleotides long. RefSeq lists its product as uncharacterized. The record is from RefSeq and is a predicted model, not a curated record. Bases 1 to 636 code for a protein of 211 amino acids. The transcript has 3 exons. Lineage: Eukaryota; Metazoa; Chordata; Mammalia; Rodentia; Muridae.
AUGGCAACAGCCGUAGCAGCCGCGGAAACUGCCCGGGCCGCCGCCAACGGCGACAACUGCUGCUUCGGUCCCGUCCCGGGCGGCGGCUCGACUCGGCUGCGCUGGCUUCCCCCCGGCCCGGCUGCUCGCGACGGACGCGCCGCCAUCUUGGAAGAGCGACGUCCGCGUCUCCCCGCGACGUGCGCUCCCAUUGGCUGGCGCGCCGGGCGCGGGCGUCUUGUGACCGUCUCCAUGGCGCCGGCGCGCGCAGGCACGGAGGCGGGCGCUGGGCGGCGAGCGGCCCUGGAGGCCGGCGGACGGCGGGGUCGGGGGCCGCGGCGGAGGGCGGGGCGCGCGCGGGAGGCGCCGCGGAGGCCGCGCGCCCGCGGGGAGAGCGCCCUCGCGCAUCCCGCCGGCCUGGUGGAGACCCUCGGGUGCCGGGGACGCUCGGCUGCGGGCUCCGCCGAAGCUGCCCGGCCCGCCGCGGCGCCUCCCUCCGAAACUUCGGCCGAAACUUGCCUCGGUCGCUCCCGGCGCUCGGGGCGUCCCGGGCUGGGCGCGCGACAGGUUGUAGACGUGAGCCGGGUGGAUCGCCCUCGCCCCGAUCCUGGCCCAGUUAAGGGCUGCGGCUUCGCUGAUCGGCCGGUACCUGCCUGAGCUGGAAGCCUGCUGUUCCAUCCACACGCGACCCUUAAAAGUCAAGCAGCUUUUGCCCCGUGGCUGCGGUCUCCAGACCUCCAUUGGGAUUUUCUUUUUAUAACAUAGUGCGUUUAUAUAUCGGAGUGAACGCCUGUCACUAAAUGUCUCUAAGGAAGAUAUCUUCACUCUUUUAAAGGUGACAGAUUAGGAGCGCUUCCUGAACAUGGACAGAACCCUGGGUUAAAUCAUCAAUACCACAUAAGUCAGUAGAAUGCAAACUUCAUGAAGUCAGGAAUUUCAUGUGUUCAACAGCGUCUCCAUAGUGCCCCCGAAUACUGGACUAGUAUGUGGCUCAGUGGAUACUCGGUGUUUGCUGCAGGAGCAGUAAGCCGUUUCCCACGAGACCUCAGGAAAAUACCCUGAUGAACUAAGAGUAAAUCCCUUGUGUUGAAAAUUAAACUAUUUAAAAAAUU